Stegostoma tigrinum is the source of this 6577-nucleotide messenger RNA. It is a transcript of the gene minar1, whose product is annotated as membrane integral NOTCH2 associated receptor 1. Bases 604 to 3231 code for a protein of 875 amino acids. NCBI's taxonomy places the organism in Eukaryota, Metazoa, Chordata, Chondrichthyes, Orectolobiformes, Stegostomatidae. The transcript is spliced from 3 exons. The record is from RefSeq and is a predicted model, not a curated record.
AGAGGAACACAGUGGCUCCCAAUUUUUCAGCACCUCAAGCCUUUGGACAGCUCCUUUCCAUCAGCGCUUGUCACUCCAUCCAGCCUACAGAGAUCUCCUUCCUUUUUGCACCACUUACUCCCACCAGUCUGUGGCCAGCUCCUCCCUCCAAAGUGCAACUGACCGACCGUGGAUUUUCAGAGAUUCGGCAUUUUCGUUGCAGAACACGGUACAUUGGAAGUUCAAGAUAAAAAGACGAAGCGUUUAGAAAAACUGUCUCUCUCUUUCUCUGGGAGUUAUUGCUCUGUUCCUAUCAUUGGUUGCAAAUUAAUUGUUAACCGGGACUCCAGGCAGCUAAGCCACCUGCACACGGUAUGUACUGGGGAUGUGCGGGAUAUAUACAACACUGGGCUCUUCGAUUCUAGAGGUAACAGACCCUUCAGACUGUCUUGGUCUAUUUUGCGACGACUUUAAGGAAAAGAACAAUCGCAUGCAAAUAUGUUUUAACAAAAGCACGUGAGCUGGUUCCAAGCCAGAUCAACGCAAUAGAAUUAGAUUUGUGUUUCGUUAGAGGGAGGGUGAAAAUCAAUUUCUUUUCAAUCGAUAGAAUCGCGGACGAGGAAAAUGGAAGCUGCCCCUGAAUACUCGCUUUUUCUCGUCCGGAUCUUGGAAGAACUGGAUACGAAUCACAGCACGGUUUCCUAUCAGGAUCUGUGCAAAUUGCUUUGUGCUCGUUUUGAUUUGACUCAUUUGGCAAAGCUGAGGAGCCUAUUGUUUUACACCGCCUGCUUGGACCCGAAUUUCCCAGCCACUCUUUUCAAAGAAAAAUUACGGUGCAAUGUGGAUAGCCCCCAGUCCAAAAAGAUCAUGAUAGCCGCCGAUAUCGUCACCAUGUUUAAUCUGAUUCAGAUGAACGGGGGUGUCGCGAAGGAAAAACUGCCUCACCGACACCAACACAAGGUGAGAAAAGACGAGUCUUUUGACGGCUGUCGAUCAGAUACAGAAAUCCGUCAGGUUCGGUCCCCUGUAUCCAGCCAUGACUCAAUAGACAGAGAUGUUUGCAGUGAACACUCGGCAGCAGGAGACUCGAAUAUGUGUCCCACAGCUGACUUUAAGGACUGCCAACGUCUCAUUUGCACUUCAGAUCCCAAUUUUUUCCUUGGGAUCAGGAAUGAAGGGAUAGAGGAGAAUAAGGGUAGGGCAGCCUCACUUGACCGACUCCAAGCAUCGCCAACUUUUAACAGUAUCGACCCUCAGGCAUGUGUCAUGCAGACCACAUAUUUCCCCAUGGACCCCAGCCAGGAUUCAAACUCAGAUCAAGACUCCCCGAGCAGGAAAACAGACAGGAAUGGGACAUUUGAUUCCAGUGAUGAAGCAUUCACCAUCUCUCCCUGUGUACAUGGCAGGCCUGUGUUCAAUGGAGAGCUACAGGACGUGCUUCCUUGCAUUGCCAAGUUCGUGCCAAUGGACAAAGAGUCUGAGGAUGAAGACAACGGCUCCCAUGCUCGGAAAAAUGGCUCGCGUUUCUCCACCUUUUUCAGUAACAGUUUCGAGAUGCCUUACAACAGUCCGUACUGUGACUCAAUGCCAUUCACAAGUCAAGAGAAACGGUACGUCAAACAUGAAAGUUUGGAUGACCUACAAGGUAGCACCUAUUUUGGUCCCAGCACAAUAUCGCAAGAGCCCCGGAAACUUUCCUCUAAGCCAAACAAGUCGACCUCCUGGCUCCUAAAGAGCUGGAGUCUGAACAAUGAGGCUGCUCAGGACUGUGAGCAGUACUUUGCUGGAGAGAAGCCCAACACUCACAGAUAUCAGAGCAAUGUCAAAGAGGAGUUGCUGGCCGAGGCUCGCCAGAGACAGGCUGCAGCAGCGGAGGAUGCGAUCAGCACCGUGGACAGGGCACAGGCUUACUUCAAACAGGCGGCUGCCGGCGGCGACGAGGCACUGGGGUCAGUGGGUAAACCAUUCAACUCAAAACUGGCCACGACCGGGCACUGUAACCAAAGGAAGGUAAAAGAUAAGAGUGUGAACUGCUCAUCGCAGGUGCAGAGCUUUGAGAAGACAACAAGUGUGGGCACCCAGACUGAACAGUCCGUCCGGGGCAAGGGUAAGGAUGGUAGCCAUGGGCAUCAGCCCAAGUAUGGGGAGAAAGUGCCCCUGAAACAUUCAGACGAGGACUCUGAGGCUCUUAGUGAUGAUAUCAGUGAUAUAUUUAGGUUCCUGGAUGAUAUGAGUGUGAAUGGCUCCACUGGACUUUUGCAGUCCUGUUACAACAGCAGUGGUUCCUUGACACGUCUGCCCAAAUCAGACAGUGGCAGCCUAGAGCGAACCCCAGUGAAAACCAAUGCCCUCCAGAAGGAUCAGGGCAAAGGGCUUCCCUCCAAACAGCCUGGGGAUGAGGAACUCAAGAUGAGCGUCUGCAAACUGGUGCUAAGGAUCGGUGAGAUCGAGAAGAAAUUGGAAAGCCUGUCUGGGGUUCGGGAUGAGAUCUCCCAGGUCCUGUCCAAACUCAAUAAAUUGGACCAGAAGAUCCAAGAGCCAGCAGGGGAAAAGUUGUCCCCUGCCAGCAACCAUGAGAGUCUCCGAGUCAAAGCCCUUAGAAAAAAUUUGUUUGUCAGAAGAUCUUCCAAGUCCCUAACAGAGGAAAACAGUGCCACUGAGUCCAAGAUCACCAGUAUUUCCAAUUCUCCCCGGGACUGGAGGGUUGUGGGCAACAACAGCGAGCCUGGCAUCACCCUGGAGGAGGGCAAGCAGCAGGUGGUAACAGACAACAAGGAUUGGCAGCGCAAGACCAGAGAGGUAGAUCGACGAUACGUCAUUUCACAGUCACACAGACCAUUAAAGCCAGGGAAAGAUUCUCUUCUGAUCGAACAAGUCUUUAGCCCUCAUGUUUAUCCCAAUUCCAUGAAGUCCCAUAUGAAGAGUAAUCCGCUGUACACCGACCUCCGACUGACAGAAGUUUUGGAGCAAAAACGACCCCAGCCAUCGUGGACCAUCGAGGAAUACAAUAGGAAUGUUAGUGAGAAGGACAAAUCCGCAGUUUUGGAUAUUCAGAAUCAAGAAUCGUUAAAUCCAAAUAACUUAGAAUACUGGAUGGAGGAUAUUUACACUCCGGGAUAUGACUCCUUACUGAAACGAAAGGAGGCUGAAUUCAGGAGAGCAAAGAUCUGUAAGAUGGCUGCCUUAAUUGCAGCAGCAGUGUGCACUGUGGUUUUGGUUAUUGUAGUGCCAAUUUGCACUAUGAAAUCUUAAUUGUUUUAUAAUUCUUGUAUCAAAUAUUCAAAUAAAUAUCUGAAGUCUCAAAUCAAUAUGUGCAUUUGGGGCUGAUGUUCAUCUUAUUGUUCUGAACCUGAUAUGUGUUGUAUAAGUGGGUUCACAGGAUCAGACACCAGGUAUUUUAGUCUUUGCUGGGGAACAACUAGUUAAAAUCCUGGCACGAUCUUCCUCUGUGCACUGUUCUAAAGUUGUCAUUUAAACUGAACAGGCUCAUAACUCCAUCUAAACAGUGUACAAUAAAAAGUAUCCUAAUGAAUAAUCCAGCGAGCUGUCAAAAUGUUAGUUCCAUUUUAAAACAAACUUGUUGCAAAAGGCAAAACAGUUUAUUAGAAAAAUAACCAUUGCUAACAAACUAUACAGGUAGCAGCAUUUGAGGAUAGGUUAUGUUUUGUUGAUGAUUGGAAUUUAGAAUAGGACACUUCAGAUUGUUUCAGGAAUUAAACCAGUCUCCUCGUUCUGGCAGAACUUGUUCUCCUUAAACUUGCCCCACUUCUUCCAAAUUAAAGGGAUUGCAGUGGGAACCUGCAUGGGUCUUGUGGGCAUGUAGAACAUUCCUUGUUCCAGCUCUAUUCAAGCCACCGCCCCCAACUCUUUUUCUGGCAUAUUGAUGCCAGAAUCAUGUCCUGCUUUCAGCCAGGACUGGAAAUCUUCUUAAACUUUGAUUUCAUGUUCCACCUUUUUCUCAGUUUUACCAGGUCUAUCUCUGAAACUUCCCAUCUCUUCCUUAACUUCCCUAUCUCUGUUUCCCAGGAUAGGCUGUCUGCUGAUAUUCAUUGUAAGCCUACUGACUCCCACAACUACCUCAAAUACAUUUCCUCAUAUCCGGCUUCAUGUAAGGACUCAGUUCCACUUACCCUGUUUCUCUGAUUCCAUUCUAACUUUUCAAAUAACGACUCUUUCACCAUAGUGCUUCCAGUGUAUCAACGUUCUUCCUAAAUCUAAGAAUUGUGCAAGUUGACAAGGCUCUUAAUAGGACUGACCAACUUCCAUCCCUUCUAUCUAUGUGCUCACCCCUUCUUCUCCCUCCCGGAACCACAGUAAUGUUCCUCUGGCCUCACUUUCUGCCCUUCCAACCACUACUUUCAAAACAAUUGUCAUCUGCCAUCUCAAGCAUCCAACCUCCAUCAAGCACAUCUCCCCCUUCCUUCCUCAUCAGUUUCCUAAAGGGACCACAUUGCACCUUCCUAUCCAAUCAUAGGAGUUUUUUCGAAUUCGUUCACAGGAUGAGGGCAUCGCUAGCUAGGCUAUGCUGAACGGCCCACUGGGCAAUUAGGAGUCAACCACAUUGCUGUGGGUCUGAAGUCACAGGUUGUCCAGACCAGGUAAGGAUGGCAGUUUCCUUCCUUAAAAGGAUAUUAGAGAGCCAGUUGAGUUUUUCAAGCAAUUCAUAAUGGAUUCAUGAUCAUCAUUAGACUUUCAUGUCAAGAUUUUUAAUGCAUUCAAAAUCCACCAUCAGCCUUGGUGGGAUUUGAACCUGGAUCCCUGAAACAAUGUCUAGGUCUCUGGAUUGACAGCCCAGUGAUAAUACCACAAGGCCAUUGCCUCCCCUCAAAGUGCGACAUCUCAUAGUGCCACACCAUUCAGUGCGCCAAACAAUCCCUCCAUGUGAAGCAGCAAGUUACGUGCACCUCUUUCAAUCUACUCAGCUGUAUUCACUGCUCGCAGUCUGGUCUCCUGACCAAGUGCAAAUUGAGUAACCACUUUGCGAGGAACAAGUAGGAUCUGGAGUUUUUGGUUUUGAGUCACUUUAAUUUUUACCACCUUGCUCAAAUCGGUUCUCAACCUACUCCUGUGACCCGCUGAAGCUCAACUCAAGCUGAAGGCCAAGCAGUCGUCUUCCAAUGGGGAAUGUUGUAGGCUUUUGGUUUCAACUUUGAGUUCAACAACCUCAGACCACAGAUUCUGUCCCCUAUUUUGGUUCUGUUUUCACUGCCAUGUGCCAAUCUGAAUUGUGUUGUGUAUGUUUUUGUUGGCACACAGAGCUCGCCUUUAUCAAGCCAUUAAUGCUUACUCUGUACCAAUGUUUUAUUUCUUUACAACUAUCACCACUCCAUUUAGAGUCAUACAGUCAUAUGGCACCCAAACAGACCCUUCAGUCUGACCAGGCUAUGCCAACCAACAUCCCAAACUAAACUAGUCCCACCUGCCUGCAUUUGGCCCAUAUCUCUGCAAAUAUUUCUUAUUCAUAAACUUAUCUGAACGUCUUUUAAACAUUGUAACUGUAUCUGCAUCCACCACUUCCUCUGGAAGACCAUUCCACACAUAAUCCUUUCUCUGUGUCAAAAAAAUUUCCCCAUUAUGUCUUUUAAAUCUACCUCUCACCUUAAAAAUGUGUCACCUCGUCAGCAAAGCACUCAUUGUUAUCUCAUGAUAUCUUUAUCAUGAAGUCUCUCACACCUUGUACCUCCCCGACUGUCCCUUUCAUUUUUGUCUACUUGCCCCUUUUCAGUAGCAACAUCCAUCACAUUCCUACCUCCCAUAGUUCUGAACAAGAGUCAGAUUGGGCUCGAAAUGUUAACUCUAUUUCUGUCUCCACAGAUGAUGCAAGACCUGCUGAAUAUACGCAGAACUUUUUGUUUUUAUUUCUUUCUUUAGUUUUGUUUGUUUCUUUCUUUUGUGUUCUUGCUCUGCCUCUCGUAAAACCUCCAGUUCACAUGUUGAGCACACCACAAAUCAAUGUGAGAAUGUGAGUUGCAUGAUGAAGCUAAAGACAAGUUUCAUGUUGACCCCAUACUCAUGCUCCUUCUGGGUUUGGGUGCAAACGUAGUCAACCCUGUUUAACCAGCAUGAACACAGUCAUUGAGCACUGCUGACACAUCACUUAUAAGAUAAGCUAUAGUUCAACUCCUGGCAUUAAAACUGUGCAUAACAUUUAACUUCAUAGAUAUUUUCAUUUGUCCAGCUCAGUGUGAAAGCUGUUUCAGACUGCAGCUUCAGCUAAGCAGCUCUCAUUUGGAGUAAAUAAAGACGUGAAUUUACUUGAGAGGGAAUUAGGCAUUGUAGUUUCACACUUUAAAUCUUGUUAUUUCUGUGCCUCUAAUUGCUGGACAUGUGAAUUCACAGCAGAAUAGAGAAAUAGAGCAUGAGAAAAUUGAGACCUGGUGACAGUCAGCUUAAUAUGCUGUUUACAUAGCAAAUAAAUGUAAGCAUAAAGGAAGAAACAGAACACAUGUAUGUUAAAUUCAAAUUAGUUAAACAGAAACAAAUAAAGAUUGGGAGAGAAAGAAUGGAUUGAGAGACAGAAAAGAAACUGUAAGAAACAGUAAGAUUUCAUAACACUAAUUGACAUUAAACAAAUUCUUGGGAUGAUUGUAUCAGAGAU